Messenger RNA from Aspergillus wentii DTO 134E9, 730 nucleotides. Its product is annotated as flavin-linked sulfhydryl oxidase ERV2. The coding region runs from base 23 to 511 and encodes 162 amino acids. Gene Ontology annotation, molecular function: flavin adenine dinucleotide binding; flavin-dependent sulfhydryl oxidase activity. The transcript is spliced from 4 exons. The record is from RefSeq and is a predicted model, not a curated record. Lineage: Eukaryota; Fungi; Ascomycota; Eurotiomycetes; Eurotiales; Aspergillaceae. Gene Ontology annotation, cellular component: mitochondrion.
GAAUGUGUUGAUAAAGGAUGAUAUGCUGAAAGGCGAGGUGGUGAUGUCGCGAUUGGGAAAUGAAACCGCAAAAGCGGAGUUGGGUCGUGCGACAUGGAAAUACUUCCACACGAUAAUGGCCCGUUAUCCAGAGGACCCCACGGAGGAACAACAGGAGACAUUGCGCUCUUUCAUUUACCUGUUUUCUCGACUCUAUCCAUGCGGGGAAUGCGCAUCCCACUUCCAACAGCAUCUCAAGAAAUAUCCGCCACAGGUUUCCUCUCGCAAUGCGGCAGCAGGUUGGGGUUGUUUCAUCCACAAUGAGGUCAAUACGAUGCUCGAAAAACCGCAAUUUGACUGUACUAAAAUUGGGGACUUUUACGACUGUGGAUGCGGUGACGACGAAGAAUCAGACACCGGGGAAGGAGGGCUCCAAAGUAAGAGCCAGGCAGCGCAAAACAAAGGAGAGAACCAUGAUAGUGAUUUGAUUCCGCCCGUUGAGAUCUCCAAGGAGGCAACUACGCGGGGUUGAUUUGAAAACCCAUGGCUCCGGAUCGUCGCCCAUGUCGUCCACUAGCAGUUUUUGAUUUACUGCUACUUCAUCGCCGAUACCCUACUUUCUUUCUAUAUUAUACUGACGCUGGGUCGUUGGAUUAUUUGCACAAGCCGGUCUCAUUUUGUACUAUACACUACACCAUCUACCGGGAUUCAUAAUAGCUCUACCCUAGUAUUCUUCUAAUGCAAUACGUCU